AAUUCUGGCAAUACCCACCCACUACGAAAGGCAGCUUUACUCUAUAAAUUUAUUCCACUGGUGUUUGGAGGGCAUGCCCACCGUCCCUCACAGCAGUUUCUUGAGCCUUCUGGAAAAUAUUUUUAGUUUUUCCCGACCAAUAAUGACUUCGCGUUUCAGCCACGCCACAUCAAUACACAAAACGAAAUGAAUAUCACUUGCACAGCCCAAUUCACAGGCUGCUCAUAUUUUCAUCGCACUCCUCUCAUAAUUCAAUCCCGCCGCUUUGUUACUAGAAAAUAUGGAGCAUCUGCUGUAGCCCGCCUUCUGAAAAACAACGAUUCAAAUCCACACUCGCACUUGGAACUACCAAAAUCUCCUCAUUCUCACAACAAUUUAGUGGCUCAAGUGGGAGUCGUACUCCCGAAGCUUCCCUCGCCGCCUCCUGCCGAGCAAGCGCUUUUGUCUAUUGCAUUCAUUGUAUGUACGAGUCUGGGGUUGUUCAGUUCUUUGAUCAUUAUUGCUCUUCCAACACUUAAUUCCUUCCAAAGGCUGUCAGUUUCUAUGCAAAAGCUUUCAAAAACUAUUAGUGAAGAAGUUCCUGGUACAUUUAUAUCACUCAAAUUUUCAGGCUUAGAGAUCAACGACUUGGCGCUGCGGCUUAGAAACCUAAGGGAAAGACUACAUCGACGUUUUUUUCGAAGAAAAGAUAGGGAUAAUAAACCUAGUGGUUCUCAAGGAAAGGACAGUCCUGUUUUCUAGUGAGAAAAAUAUAAGAAAGGUUGCAUGUUGUAAGGAGAUUUCUUCUUAUAUGUAUAGUUAGUAAGCUUACAAUGCCAGAUAUAUUAGCUACUUUGAUUACAUCCUCAAUGUUCAAUAAUUUCUUGUAGUUUGCGAUUGCCAACAUGCCAUCAUGCCAUUUUUAAGUUAUAAACCUUCCUUACCAGCAGGGAGCAAUGAUGUCAAGUCUUGUUUAUAGAUCUGGCACAAAUUUGUGCUAGCAACUUUUGUUUUCAAAUUAAGUAUAUUUCUUAUCAUUUCGAAAUUG
This is a messenger RNA of Cryptomeria japonica (Japanese cedar), 1027 nucleotides long. RefSeq lists its product as uncharacterized. The record is from RefSeq and is a predicted model, not a curated record. NCBI's taxonomy places the organism in Eukaryota, Viridiplantae, Streptophyta, Pinopsida, Cupressales, Cupressaceae. Bases 187 to 741 code for a protein of 184 amino acids. The transcript is spliced from 4 exons.